Messenger RNA from Dentiscutata heterogama, 1437 nucleotides. The record is from the annotation of a GenBank genome assembly. NCBI's taxonomy places the organism in Eukaryota, Fungi, Glomeromycota, Glomeromycetes, Diversisporales, Gigasporaceae.
UUCUCGAGCCUUGUUCGAAAACUUAUUCAGAUGAUUCGCUGCCGUAUUUAAUGGAAAGAAUUAAUGCUCUUUGUGAUGCAUGUACGAAAGAGCUUAAGUCGCAAGGAUUCGAUGAAUCGCAUAUUCAACAUCAUAUUUAUCUUAAUUUACGAUACCAAGGAACUGAUUUUGCAAUUAUGACUUUGAAACCCGAGGAUUCUUGGGAUUUCGCUCAAACUUUUGCUUUACAAUAUAAACAAGAAUUCGGGUUCCAUUUUCCAGAUCGAAAAAUCUUGGUAGAUGAUAUAAGGAUCCGUGGUAUAGGCAAAGGCUUUGAAAUUGCUAAACAUGAUAUAUUUGAUGAAAUAAAAAGUAUUAGUCCUAUACCGGUCUUAGAAGACCAGUGUGAUAGUACGGCUCCCGUUUAUUUUGAAAAUGGACGUAUAGAAACUCCUCUUUAUCUCUUAGAGAAACUUAAAGUUGGAAAUACAAUCGCUGGACCAGCAAUGAUUAUUGACUCGACCUCUACAAUUCUCGUUGCACCGACAUGCAAUGCCUUGAUUACGACUUCUCAUGUUUUUAUUACUGUUGGGGAUAACACCAAAUCAAAAGUAACUACUGAAUCGGAUCCGAUUCAAUUAUCUAUAUUUGGCCAUCGAUUCAUGAGCAUCGCUGAACAAAUGGGAAAUGCUUUACAAAAGACAGCAAUCUCAACAAAUAUUAAAGAGAGGUUGGAUUUUUCUUGUGCUCUUUUUGGGGCUGAUGGAGGAUUGGUCGCCAAUGCUCCACACAUCCCUGUUCAUUUGGGAAGCUUAAGUCAUACGGUUAAAUAUCAAAUAGAGUAUUACAAAGAUACAUUAGAAGACGGUGAUGUAAUUAUGACCAAUCACCCGCAAGCUGAUAUUACUGUAAUAACUCCAGUAUUCAAUGAAGGAAAAAUCGUAUUCUUUGUUGCGUCAAGAGGUCACCAUGCGGACAUCGGCGGUAUUUUACCUGGCUCUAUGCCACCGCAUUCAAAAGAAUUAUUUGAAGAAGGAGCUGCUAUCAAAUCAUUUAAACUCGUUUCGAAAGGAAAAUUUGAUAUUGAUGGCCUUACUAAUAUAUUAUUGCACGAACCCGCUCGAUAUCCAAAAUGUUCUGGGACAAGAUGUCUUCGUGAUAACAUUGCAGAUAUUAAAGCUCAAGUAGCUGCAAAUCACAAAGGCAUUGGCCUCGUGAAAGCAUUAAUCCAAGAAUAUGGUUUGGAUGUAGUUCAAGCUUAUAUGGUGCAUAUUAGGCGAAACGCCGAAUUAUCGGUUAGAAAUCUCUUGAAAAAAAUACAUCAUCAAUUAGGGCAGAAUAUUUUAAAAGCGGUCGAUUACAUGGAUGAUGGAACUCCUAUUGAAUUACAGAUAACGAUUGAUGAAAAGGAUGGGUCGGCUAUAUUUGAUUUUACUGGCACUGGACCUGAAGUUUAUG